Xenopus laevis (African clawed frog) is the source of this 769-nucleotide messenger RNA. It is a transcript of the gene trappc1.S, whose product is annotated as trafficking protein particle complex subunit 1 S homeolog. Gene Ontology annotation, cellular component: endoplasmic reticulum; Golgi apparatus; TRAPP complex. NCBI's taxonomy places the organism in Eukaryota, Metazoa, Chordata, Amphibia, Anura, Pipidae. The record is from RefSeq and is marked predicted. Gene Ontology annotation, biological process: vesicle-mediated transport; endoplasmic reticulum to Golgi vesicle-mediated transport.
AUGACCAUCCACAACCUGUACAUAUUCGACAGGAACGGCAUCUGCCUGCACUACAGCGAGUGGAACAGGAGGAAACAGGCCGGCAUCUCCAAAGAUGAGGAGUGUAAGCUCAUGUACGGCAUGCUCUUCUCCAUUCGAUCCUUUGUCAGCAAGAUGAGCCCAGUGGACAUGAAAGAUGGCUUCCUCUGUUUCCAAACCAGCAAGUACAAACUGCAUUACUACGAGACGCCCAGCGGCCUGAAGAUGAUCAUGAACACAGACCUGAGUGUGGGGAGCACACGGGAAAUCCUGCAUCAGAUCUACAGUACGAUAUAUGUAGAAUAUGUGGUGAAGAAUUCCCUCUGUUCCCUCAGUGAGCCGAUCCAAAGUGAUCUGUUUAAAACCAAACUGGACAGUUUCAUCCGCAGUCUCCCCUUCUUCUCUGCCCGGGCCGGAUAAACACAACGUCCCCAGCACAGCGCCCCCUACUGCCCAUUCUUCAUUACACUCCUCACUGUCAUCCAGUUCCAUGUUUUGGCGGAAUCUGACAAAUGAGCUGUGGCUCCAGAAGUUGUCGCUGGAGGGUGUUUAGUGAAUACCUGUGCUACACGGGUCUGUCUGUGAUCCCUGUGUGUCUGUCUGAUACUUCCUGCAAUUGGACACCAACACUAUUCAUCUCUGAAUUCUCGUUGUUCUGUUCUUUCACUCCAGUUUGGUACUGGGAGCAAAAGAGUUAAUACAAAUGUUACAAGAUUGACUAAUAGAAUAAAAUGCCCAAGUGGACUCUUCA